Molecule: messenger RNA, 1919 nt
Organism: Drosophila busckii
Lineage: Eukaryota; Metazoa; Arthropoda; Insecta; Diptera; Drosophilidae
Gene: Wnt6
Product: proto-oncogene Wnt-3
Exons: 4
Coding region: 452-1696 (414 amino acids)
Biological process (GO): cell fate commitment; multicellular organism development; neuron differentiation
Cellular component (GO): extracellular region
Molecular function (GO): frizzled binding; cytokine activity
Source: RefSeq, a predicted model, not a curated record
GCUUCAACUCCUUGCGGGCUUGCGGCUCAGGCUCAGUACGCCGGCAGCUUUCUCCGUGUGCGUACCGAACGAACUCAACGGCAACUCACAAGCAACAAAAAGAAACAAAAUCACAACAAAACAAACGCAAAACACAAAACGCAAAAUAAAUACAAAAAAAAGUGAAAGAUUUGCUUUGGCGAUCAUCGAAAUGUCUGCGCUCAAUGACGACUGCAAUAUUUUGCUCGCUCAGCUGCUGCCAACAAACAUCAAAUUCAAACUCCAACUUGUUUAAUUCAACAUAACAUACAAUAACAUUUUUUUUUUUAAAUUCGCAUACACAAGUCGCACUUGUUAAAAAGUCUUUAAGCAAAUACCAAACAUCAGCAGCAACAACAACAAUUUAAACUACAAUCUAUUGUAGACUGGGACACAAUUGUUUGUUGCCGCUUUGCCGCGGCUUUGGUGCGAUAUGCGGUUAUUCAUGGUAUUCGCAAUUUUAAUAUUUGCAAUGCCAAUAACGGGAUUCGGCUGGGCCGAGGGCACCAACAUUCUACUCGAUCCAAAUCUAAUGUGCAAGAAGACACGUCGCCUGCGUGGCAAAUUGGCCGAAAUCUGCCGUCAUGAUUCGGCAUUGCUCAAAGAGAUCAUCAAUGGUAUUAAUUUGGGAUUUCGCGAAUGUGAAUUUCAAUUUCGUAAUCGUCGCUGGAAUUGCACAGUGCUGCGCAAGAGCAUGCGGAAAAUUUUAAUGCGCGACUCUCGCGAGACGGGCUUUGUGAAUGCCAUAACAGCAGCUGGUGUUACCUAUGCCGUUACCAAGGCCUGCACCAUGGGUCAAUUGGUGGAGUGCUCCUGCGACAAGUCGCAUCUACGUCGCAAUGGCGGUCAACCCCAAAUGGUGAAUGCAGCCACAGCCGAAGCGGCGCUCGAGCGGCAGCAACAAGCAGCGCUGCUGCGUCAACAACUGCCCCACAACAACAACAACAGCAUUAACAAUAGCAACAAUAGCAAUAACAACAGUAAUACGAAUAUAAAUCGACGUAAUAAUAAUCAAAGACCUGGUGGCAGGCGAGGACGUCGCAAGUUCUGGGACAACAUUAAGUUUCCACAGGGCGAGUGGGAGUGGGGCGGCUGCAGUGACAAUGUUAACUUUGGCCUAAGACACUCGCGAGCUUUUUUGGAUGCAAAGCAGCGACAGCGACGCAGCGAUUUGGGCACAUUGGUGAAGCUGCAUAACAAUAAUGCGGGCAGAUUGGCCGUACGCGAUGCCAUGCGGCUGGAGUGCAAAUGUCAUGGCCUCUCCGGUUCGUGUACAGUGAAAACUUGUUGGCUAAAAAUGCCGCCAUUCCGUGAAAUCUCCGCAAGGCUGCGCGAUCGUUACGAUACGGCACGCAAGGUGGCGCCACGCAACGAUGGCAACAGCUUUAUGCCCGAAUCCCCACACGCCAAGCCUGCGAACAAAUAUCAACUGGUGUAUGCCGAUGAUUCGCCCGAUUUUUGCACUCCCAAUGCAAAAACUGGAGCGCUGGGCACACAAGAUCGCGAAUGCAAUGCCACAUCGAUGGGGCAAGAUGGUUGCGAGCAGCUUUGCUGCCGGCGCGGGUACAAACAUCGCGUAGUAACCGAACGAGCAAAUUGCAAUUGUGUCUUCAAAUGGUGCUGCGAGGUCACCUGCGAGAAAUGUCUCGAACUGCGCGAGGUCAACACUUGUCUCUAGAGCAGCGGAGAGAGCGAGAGCGUGAGCAAGCAAGAGAGUGUGGGAGUCAUGUCAAGUUGUAUUUUAAUUUUGGUUUUUAAUUGAGAAAAGCUUUCCAUUUCGCGUGAUAAAACAACAGCAAGUCCAUUCAUAAGUAUUAACUAACUGUAGUUGUGUAUAAACAAGUUUAAUAAUAAUAAAAAAAAAUUAUACGAUUUUAUGUUUAGAGCGGCUUUAGGCCACA